GACAAACUUUCUGCUCGUCGUCCAGCAGCUCCAGCGGCUCCAGCAGCUCCAGCGGCAGAUGUAGAAACAUGGCUGGUAAACAGCUUGGAGACUGGUUGGUGAUUCAGGCCGGGCUGGUGCUGGCGGUGCUGCUGCCGGGCAGCGGCGGGGCGCUGAGCCCCGAGCGGAGCCUGGUGUGGGGUCCCGGGCUGGAGCCCGCCGCCGCGCUGCCGGUCCGCUACUUCUACAUCCAGGCGGUGGACUCGGCGGGAGACAACCUCACCGCCUCCCCGGGUAAAGAUGCGUUCAAAGUGAAGAUAAGCCCGCUGGACGAGAGCGAGUACAUCCGUAUCCACGUCCCCCCCCCUCUGGACCGGGGGGACGGCUCGUUCCUGCAGCGGUACCGGCUCUACGGUUCCGCCCAGCGGGGCCUGCAGGUCCAUGUGCUGUACCAGGAUGCUGCUGUUGCCGGGUCACCCUACAGCAUCCCAGGUCCGGUGUAUCAUGAGUAUUGUGAUUGUCCCGAGCCCGAUGCUUCGGUCUGGAAGACCGUCAUGCAGUGUCCCACUGAGGAGCCUCAGAUUCAGGCAGACUUCAAGUCUUUUCCCUCUGUGGACCUCCAGCAUAUCAGAGACGAAGUGCCUGGCAGGUUUUCCAACAGAGGAGGUCUCAUUCACUACUCCAUCCUCAAUAACCAGGUGUACCGGCGCACGCUGGGGAAAUACACCGACUUCAAGAUGUUUUCUGAUGAGAUACUGCUGUCUCUAACCAGGAAGGUCAGGGUGCCUGAUGUGGAGUUUUUCAUCAACGUGGGAGACUGGCCUCUGGAGACGCGAACGGAGGGUGCUGCUCCAAUCCUGUCGUGGUGCGGCUCCACGGAGACGCGGGACAUCGUCCUCCCCACGUAUGAGGUCACACACUCCACUCUGGAGACCAUGAGAGGUGUCACCAACGACCUGCUGUCUGUUCAGGGCAACACAGGGCCUCCGUGGGCUAAUAAAACGGAGCGGGCCUUUUUCCGUGGCCGGGACAGCCGCGAGGAGCGGCUUCACCUGGUGUCUCUGUCCAAGGAGAGCCCCGAGCUGCUGGACGCCGGCAUCACGGCCUGGUUCUUCUUCAGAGACAGGGAGAAGGAUGUGGGGAAAGCUCCGCUUGUCGGAUUCUUCGACUUCUUUAAGUACAAGUACCAGGUGAACGUGGACGGGACGGUGGCGGCGUAUCGCUUCCCGUACCUGAUGCUGGGGAACAGUCUGGUCCUGAAGCAGGACUCGCAGUACUACGAACACUUCUACAGCCGACUGACGGCGGGGAGUCACUACGUCUCCGUGAGGAGGAACAUGUCGGACCUCUUGGAGAAGAUCCAGUGGGCCAAAGCCAACGACGGCGAGGCGCAGGAGAUGGCCCGCGCCGGGCAGGCGGCGGCGCGGGAGCUGCUGCAGCCCAGCCGGCUGUACUGCUACUACUACGCAGUCCUGCGCCAGUACUCGGAGCGGCAGCUCGGACAGCCGGCGCUGCACGCCGACAUGGAGCUGGUCCCGCAGCCGGACGACUACACCGCCGCCUGCACGUGUGGACGUAAGACCGAGGAGACACCGACAGAUGUGAAGGAUGAACUAUGAUGACUUGUGCCUUUUUUUUUUUAUAUCGUUUUUUCCUGAAAACAUUCGUGACAUAAAAAUGAAAGCUACUGACGCUUGCGGGACAAUGUGAAGUCCAGUUUUAAAUCAACGUUACUGUUGCUUUUAUUUUAGAUACAUGGUUGUCGGGGGGUUUAAAUAAUGAACGUAACCUUCAUCUCUGUCUUCACUUCAGAUAUUUGUGUGAAGUUAAAGCGUAAAUCUUUGGUAGUUUACUUGAAAUAACUUUUUGUAAAACAUGGAACUGAUCCGGUUCGUAUGGCCUCGUAACCCCACCACCUCCCCAAAUACGUAGGUACAUACCGCUCUGACGUAAAUGUACUUUAGAAGCGAGGGAUGCAGAGUCCUGCUCCCUCGCAGGUCACGUCGAUCACAGCUUAAUGAAGGAGUCGUUAGUUUUACAUUUGAUUUGUUAACCGAUUAUCUGAAAACAUACUUGUUAGUAUUUACUAUGUAUUGAUGUAGUUGUAGGUGCCUCUGUCAGACCGACGUCCAGGUGAAACGCACCGACCGGAAAAGCAGGCAGCGAUCGCACGCAUGUAAUAAAGAUUAUGGUGCACGGCUGAAGAGGAAACAAGAGAAAACGGUUCCACUCUGUGCCACAAAGGGAAUUUUAUUGCUGAUGUUUGGAUCCAACCUGGACUUUUGUGAUGUCACAAGUUUGAGCAAAGGGUGAAACGACAACGCAUACGUCUGUACACACGUGUUGUGUCAGUGAAAGCCUCAGGAGUUUUAUUGAACCAGCUCCAUGUUACAGUACCAUUCAUGGCCACACGGCGGCUCGUAGAGCAAAAGCGACACUGACAUCACAGAGUGAAAGCGGACGAUCCGGAAUGUUUCACAAAUAGUUUUCUCCACUUAGAGGUGAACUUUGGUGGAGAUGGAGCUUAAAUAUUUCCGGAGAGUCGGCUUGAAUGGCCUUAACUCCGUCUCUGUCAAACUGAUGUGCUGCCCCCGUGUGGUCAGAAGUGGAAUGGCCUCAGAGAGUUGCUUUAAAAGUAGUUGCUGUAACUUUAUAGUUCAUCAUAAAGAUUUAUUUGGCUCUUUGAAGUAGAAUGAUCUUUAUGAAACAAGAAUACAGUAUAACAUAUUUUCAGUUUCAUACAGUUGGACAUUAGACAACAUUUUUCCACAUCUCAAAGGUUAGAUUCACUGGAAUAGGUCUAAAAUUACGUUUUUUUUCACUGCACUGAGGUCUUAUUUCUCCUAUUUUCCACAAUAUGAAAAUGCUUAACCAUGAGGGUAAGAUAUUUUCUGUCUGCUGUGCAUCAUUCAUGCAGCUGCACACCUCGCUUAACAAACAUCCUGUUUACUCACUGCAGUGUUUGAUUAACCCAACCAGACGACUGCACACGAGAACAGCAGUCUGUCCUGCACACAGUCAGUCCAUGCAGAGUAAAUAAGAAGUGUCGAAAUGUAGAACUUAAAUGUUCAAUGUUUUCUAAAAUGUGUGGUUGAAGCAACAGAAUUUAUCUCAUAAGUUUGCAAAAUAGUUGGGGUUUUUGUUUCAUGAGGGGAAGUGGGUGCCGUGUGUUGUGGCCUUGAUGAAAUGUCUGUGACAUGUUUUUGUGGUGAUGUCUCGAGGAUGCAGAUCAGCAGCUUCCUUUGAAACCUGCCUUUUACAGUUCUGUUCACAGCAGGUGGUUUGAUAGGAUUUCAGUCAUCAUUUCCUGCACCUCAAACAUGUGUUACAAACAUGUGUAAAAUGUUCCCUUCAGCAGUAACCUUCUGUUACUCUGUAAUGCAGGUGAAUCUUUAAUGUCCAGGGGAGCGAUUCCUUUAAUCUGUAGUGUUGGUGCCACGCUCAGACAUUUUACUCUUGUAACAUUUACUUUUCUGAUUUUAUCAGCACCAUGAAUGAUAGACAUGGAUGUUUCUUUUCUUUCUAAAGCUGGGAGUCUCUCCUGGUCUGUUUGUAUUUCCUGCUGUGGCUUAUCAUGAAAGAACAUUGUUAUAUAUUUUCUCUUCUGCUUAUUCUAAAGACCAGAAAGUAUCCGCCUUAAAGAAAAAAAAGAUGCUAAUGUUGCCAUGAGUUAACGUCUGUGUCAGAAUGUCCACUUCAGUGAUUAAAUAAUCAUCCAAAUGUUUAUUACAUGUUAUGGAAAUAUUUCCAAGUUUUUGAUAUAAGGCUGUGUUCUUCUUAUAAAAAUUACUUUUAUAUACAAACUCUUAAUAUGUACAACUGGUAAAUAAAGCAGUUUGAACGCCA
Cololabis saira (Pacific saury) is the source of this 3825-nucleotide messenger RNA. It is a transcript of the gene poglut3, whose product is annotated as protein O-glucosyltransferase 3. Gene Ontology annotation, cellular component: endomembrane system. NCBI's taxonomy places the organism in Eukaryota, Metazoa, Chordata, Actinopteri, Beloniformes, Belonidae. The transcript has 6 exons. The record is from RefSeq and is a predicted model, not a curated record. The coding region runs from base 69 to 1598 and encodes 509 amino acids. Gene Ontology annotation, molecular function: glucosyltransferase activity; protein binding.